AUGUACCUGAAAGAAGGAUGCUCACUACUCCUAAAAGUCCAAAAACCAAUCAUCCCCUUCGUCCUCAACACAAACCUCCUCUCUCAACCUCCAAACCCAACAACAAAUCUCAAAGAAUCACACGUCCUAAAACGCCUCAGACAAGAGCCAUGUGUCCCUUUAGCUCUACACUUCUUCAAAUCCAUUACCAACUCAAAUCUCUUCAAACACACACCUUUAACAUUCGAAGUCAUGAUCAGGAAGCUAGCCGUUCACGGUCAGGUCGAUAGUGUUCAGUAUCUUUUGCAACAGAUGAAGCUCCAAGGCUUUCACUGUUCUGAAGAUUUGUUUGUUAAUGUUGUUAGUGUGUACAGACAAGUGGGUUUGUCUGAACGAGCUGUGGAGAUGUUUUAUAGGAUAAAGGAGUUUGGGUGUGAACCUUCUGUUAAGAUAUAUAACCAUGUUUUGGAUACUUUGCUUGGUGAGAAUAGGAUUCAGAUGAUUUAUAAGGUUUAUAGAGACAUGAAGAGAGAUGGGUUUGAGCCUAAUGUGUUUACUUAUAAUGUUCUUCUUAAGGCUUUGUGUAAGAAUAAUAAGGUGGAAGGUGCUCAGAAGUUGUUGGUUGAGAUGGCUAAUAAAGGUUGUUCUCCUGAUGCUGUGAGCUAUACGACUGUGAUCUCGUCUAUGUGUGAGAUUGGUUUGGUGAAGGAAGGUAAGGGACUUGCAGCGAGAUUUGAACCUGUUGUGAGUGUUUAUAAUGCUUUGAUUAAUGGGUUAUGCAAAGAGGGUGAUUACAAAGGGGGUUUUGAUUUGAUGAGAGAGAUGGUGGAGAAGGGAGUGUCUCCUAAUGUUAUCUCAUACUCAACGCUUAUCAACGCGCUUUGUAGUUGUGGAGAAACCGAGCUCUCUUUUUCGCUGCUGGCGCAGAUGUUGAAACGAGGGUGUCAUCCGAAUGUACAUACAUUGAGUUCUCUAGUGAAGGGUUGUUUUGUAAGAGGAACGAGCAACGUUGAUGCUGUAGAAUUGUGGAGAUCAAUGAUCAUAGGGUUUGAGUUGCAACCAAACGUUGUAGCGUUUAAUACUUUGGUGCAAGGACUUUGUUCCCAUGGCGAUAUGAAGAAGGCUAUGUCUGUCUUUUCACACAUGGAGGAAAACGGAUGUUCUCCAAACAUCAGAACUUACGGCUCUCUGAUCAACGGAUUCGCUAAAAGAGGUAGCCUCGAGGGAGCUGUUGACACAUGGAACAAGAUGCUAACUAGUGGAUGUUCCCCAAACGUUGUGGUGUAUACAAGCAUGGUGCAAGCUCUUUGUAGACACUCCAAGUUCAGAGAAGCUGAGUCUCUUAUAGAUAUUAUGUCCAAAGAAAACUGUGCUCCUUCUGUGGCGACGUUUAACGCGUUUAUCAAAGGCUUAUGUGAUGCAGGGAGGCUUGACUGGGCAGAGAGAGUGUUCAUACUAAUGGAGAAGCAGUACAAGUGUCCUCCAAAUAUUAUAACGUACAAUGAGUUACUAGAUAGACUCUCAAAGGCAAACCGAAUAGAAGAAGCUUAUGGUCUCACCAGAGAGAUCUCCAAGAGAGGUGUGGAGUGGAGUUCAUCUACUUAUAACACGCUUUUACAUGGUUCAUGCAAUGCAGGUCUUCCCUGGAUAGGUUUGCAGGUAGCAGGGAAGAUGGUCGUUGAUGGUAAAUCUCCUGAUGAGAUAACGAUGAAUAUGAUCAUAUUAGCGUAUUGCAAACUAGGGAGAGCUGAGAGGGCAGUUCAGAUGUUGGAUCAAUGUGGAGGAAGAAAGUGGAGGCCAGAUGUAAUCUCGUACACAAACGUGAUAUGGGGUCUAUGCAGCUCUAGUUGUAGGGAAGAUGCAGUGAUUCUUCUUGAGAGGAUGGUAAGUGAAGGGAUUGUCCCAAGUGUUGCUACAUGGAAUGUAUUGGUUCGUUGUUUCAUCAUUGAUGAUAACUUGAGCUCAUGAUUAGUUUACCAUAUGGCAAGUUCAAACUUGUUCAUUUUAGUUGGGAAGGCAUUUGCUUCUAUGUGUGACUUAGAAGCAUCAACUGUGGUGGAUAUGUGGAAAUUUUGUGAUCAUAUAGAAGCUUUAGCUUAAGGGGUCUUCACUGGACUCUUCAAGAACUCACAAGAUAACAUUUCCAUCGUUGCAAGAGAAACCAGACGGCUAAUUUUUGGUAUGUGACAACGCAUUGCUGAGAGAUUCCUAAAGCAAAAAUGAUGCGACAGAUGCUCUUAAGCCAUGCUUCAAGUGUAAUAUGAUUAUUUGGUCAGCACUUUUUGGUUUCAGUAUGAAGAUCCAAUACGUCAAGAAGCUGCUUGAAACAAAAUAUUUCCUAAAUUGGAGCUCAAGGAGAUAGUUUUAGAUUCUUCGGCCAAGAUUUUGAGUUUAUAUUCGUUUGCGUAUGAUGAGUAAAACUAUAUUGGUCUGAUAUUGAAACCCUUAUGAAAGUUUAGGUAAAGG
Eruca vesicaria subsp. sativa (arugula) is the source of this 2445-nucleotide messenger RNA. The record is from the annotation of a GenBank genome assembly. NCBI's taxonomy places the organism in Eukaryota, Viridiplantae, Streptophyta, Magnoliopsida, Brassicales, Brassicaceae.